Messenger RNA from Pocillopora damicornis (cauliflower coral), 447 nucleotides. RefSeq lists its product as uncharacterized. The record is from RefSeq and is a predicted model, not a curated record. NCBI's taxonomy places the organism in Eukaryota, Metazoa, Cnidaria, Anthozoa, Scleractinia, Pocilloporidae.
AUGGGAUUCACUUUGGGUUUAAAGACAUUCUUGGUCCUUGUUGUUGCUGUUUUUAAUGUGAACCAAGCUCUUGGAAAACCGCACAACCCACAAGAAUUGGCUGACGGAACAGACUACAGAUUCCCGAACGCAAACAUCACGACAAACCAACACGUGGAAAAAGCCGCUCUCAGACAAAAUGGCGACAGUAUGGAAGGCCUAGAGUUCCUGCGAAAUUUCUGCUCUGAUGAAAAAGUCCAGAAGAUGCAGUCACCUUGCGAGGCUGGAUGGUAUCUGUGCUAUGGGUAUUUUGAAAUUCUUUGCAAUAACUUCAGCCUUGCUUGUUUUCGUGGCUCGGAUAAGUAUGGCCCUCCUCUGUGUGUUCCGCGAUAUAGUUGGGUGACAAUUAAUUUGGGCACUGAAGGAAUAAGACGUGUGAGAAGAACCAUUGCCUGCAGCUGUGCAUAA